Cydia fagiglandana is the source of this 1385-nucleotide messenger RNA. RefSeq lists its product as uncharacterized. The record is from RefSeq and is a predicted model, not a curated record. The coding region runs from base 98 to 664 and encodes 188 amino acids. Lineage: Eukaryota; Metazoa; Arthropoda; Insecta; Lepidoptera; Tortricidae. The transcript has 2 exons.
AGAAAUAUACAAUUCGUUUAAUUUGGAGCCAAAGCAAACCUUUGAAGAAGUCCUAAAGAAAUUUAAUGCAUAUUUCAUUCCUAAAGUUAACAUCACGAUGCAACGCCACAAAUUUUUUACAAGGGCACAAGGAGCUACAGAGUCCUUCGACGAUUUCCUUACUGACCUUCAGAACAGAAGUAUGACAUGCAACUUCAGUGACAAGAGAGAGGAACUCGUGAGAGACGUUAUCGUUAUAGGUCUAGCUAAUACCGCUAUGAAGGAGAGGCUUCUGCGCACGGAGGAUCUGACGCUGCAGAAGACCAUCACCAUGUGCAGAGCUGCGGAAUUGUCUCAAAAGCAAGUUACGGAACUAACGAAUGAGAUAGCUGCCACCUCCGUGCUCAACGUCAGCACUGCGCCAGUACAUAACGUCAACAAUGUCAAUACUUCAAAAACAAGAAGCGUCAAGACAAGAAAAUGCUAUCGCUGCGGCAAUAACUGGGAUCGCACGCAUCAAUGCCCAGCUAUAGGUUGCAAGUGCCAGAAGUGUGGUAUUCCUAAUCAUUUUGCGAAGGUUUGCAGAAACAAACAGGUUGCAGCCAUAACAGAGAAGCAGGUCGAAGACGACAGCGAGGAGUCCUUCUUCGUUGGCUGUAUCAACAGUGAGUGUGAAUGCGAAUGAAAAUGCAAUUCCCAGAGCCGAUCCACCUCGUCGGGUCCCUAUAGCACUAAGACAGAGCCUUAAGGACGAGUUGGACAAUAUGGUGAGACAGCAAAUAAUCACCAAAAAUGAGGAUCCGAUGGAGUGGGUCAACUCAUCUGUUGUAACAAAAAAGAAGAACAAUAAAAUACGCGUAUGUAUUGACCCUCGGUAUUUAAAUAAAUUCAUUAUCAGAAAACACAAGCAAUUGCCAACGGUUGAUGACAUACUAGAUAAGUUAUCAGGCUCUAAGUAUUUUUCUAAAUUUGACUGUAGCAGUGGGUUUUGGACAGUACAACUUGACUCAGAAAGUUCAAAGUUAUGCACAUUUUCUACUCCAUUUGGUAACUACUCCUAUAAACGAUUGCCAUUUGGACUUUCUGUGUCAACAGAAGCGUUUCAGGAACGCAUGGAAGAGACUUUUAGUGAUAUUGAUAAUGUACAAUUUUAUGUCGAUGAUUUAAUAAUUUAUGCCAGCACGGUGGAAGAACAUAAUAAAGUGUUACUAAAUGUAUUGAAAAGAGCUCAAGAAUGUAAUGUCAAAUUCAAUAGGGAGAAGUCCCAAGUUCUGUGUAGAGAAAUUUCAUUUCUUGGCAUGAUUGUAAGUGACCAAGGGGUUAAACCUGAUCCAAUUAAAGUAAUGGCCAUUUCCGAAUUAAAAUGCAUUCAUGAUAAGAAAGAACUUGAACGAUUUUUAGGAAUG